This is a messenger RNA of Aspergillus nidulans FGSC A4, 848 nucleotides long. Its product is annotated as F-box protein. The record is from RefSeq and is a predicted model, not a curated record. Bases 1 to 525 code for a protein of 174 amino acids. The transcript is spliced from 3 exons. NCBI's taxonomy places the organism in Eukaryota, Fungi, Ascomycota, Eurotiomycetes, Eurotiales, Aspergillaceae.
AUGGCAUCCAACCCUACAAACAGCGCACCAGAGGCUACCCCACCUCAUUUUAGACUGAUGGAGCUGCCAACAGAGCUACACUUGCACAUCUCAUCGUACCUUUCAUAUCCAGAUGCACUGGCUCUGAAACAUACCUGCCGCCAUUUCUACUCGCUGGUGUACACAGGCGUCCAUCUGAAAGUCAAUUGGCUGGUGGAGCGCUUCGAACACAAACUGGAAUGUCCUAUGGAGAAGUGCUCUUUCCGAACAGACGAAGCCUUCUGUAACUGGCGGAUCCGAAAGAUCAUGGAGCGCAGGCGCCGGCAUCUAGAAUGCCCCCGGUCUCGAGGUGGAUGUCUAGUCAUUGAAGGUAGAACCUGUCAGAUGGAUUUGGUUCCGACGUGGCUGAAGAGGCAGGGGAGGGUAAAGAUGCUCAAAGCGGCUGGGAACGAAGUUCUUAUCCAUGGGGUGAUGGUGCUCUUCAUGCAACUGCUAUGGGUGUUCUGUCAAAGAUAUGUUUUCGUUCCAGCCAUCAUUAGCUACUGAUCAUAGUUUGAAAACUUGAUCAAUGAAAGCUCCACCAGAACGAUAUUAUUGCUAUGCCCGUCUUCAAUACGUGAACAUUGAGCGUCACCUUGCGACAAAUAUUACGAUCAUGCGGCGCGCGCCCGCGCCCUCGCAACGCCUGAUCAUCGUCCCAACCCCACCGUCCCCGUCUACUUUAGUAAGGGUUGACGCGUGCCUUGUUAUGUUGAGUGCAGCUGGCUGCGCCGAAGCGGUUGGGGAAUUAAUUGCCUCGUGUGUUAUGGUUAGGCUAAGAGUCUACAUAUGUGAUCACAAUAUAAUGAUAAUGCUUAAUCGAUAUAUAC